Messenger RNA from Brassicogethes aeneus, 1372 nucleotides. NCBI's taxonomy places the organism in Eukaryota, Metazoa, Arthropoda, Insecta, Coleoptera, Nitidulidae. The record is from the annotation of a GenBank genome assembly.
AUAUUACUAUAGUAUUAUGUUGUAUAUGGAAGGAUGGCAACACUGAUAGACAUAAGCAUGUGUUUUUAAAAACCAGCUGAUUUUGAGGUUAGGUUUUACUUUUUGUACAUUUUUUUUAGAAUUUUCUACUAAAUAAAACUCAGCUUCGAUUCCUAAUUUGUGUAGUUCCUAAUUAUGUUCUUAAUUUCUGUCAGUUUUCGGCUAAAAAAUAUAUCGGAAAUAACUUAUAAAACGAUCAUUUUUGAGUGGGUGGUUUUCAUGUUUUGUUGAUUUUUCUCUGUAAAAAUGGAUAGAAAAAAACGUGUGGCGAUUUGUAUGAGCGAGAAAAAGUUUAAGAAGCUCAAUUUUCAAGAGAUAUGUAAAACUUGUGAUGAAUAUGGACUGGAAGCAUUUAAAUUGGAUUUAAAUUUAAGUUUAGAGGAGCAAGAACCUUUUUCUGUAGUAUUACAUAAGCUAACUGAUGUUAUAACGGCAUCCAAUGAGGGAGACAAAAAGACGUGUUUAAUAUUAAGUAAAAUAGAAAACUAUAUUAAAACCCACCCCAAUCUCAUAGUAAUUGACCCUCUUCCAAAUAUACAAAAAGUUCUGAACCGCUUCAUAACUUAUAAGACUAUUUAUACAUCUGUAUCUCACACAGAAAACAUAUUUACGCCUAAUUUCUGCGAGUUAGUCAAUCCAGACAUAAAAGACAUCAAGGAACAAUUAAGGCAAUCUAAUAUUACCUUCCCAAUUAUAUGUAAAGCAGUUCCAGGCCAUGGUUCACAAAACUCCCACCAAAUGUCCAUUAUUUUCAAUGAGAGUGGCUUAAAAGACUGUCGAAUACCUUCAGUUGUUCAAAAAUUCAUCAAACACAAUGCUAUUUUGUACAAAAUCUUUACUGUGGGUGAUAAGCAUAGCUUUGUGGAAAGGCCUUCCUUAAAAAAUUACAUGGCUUGUGAUUUAAGAAAAACCAUAUUUUUUGAGAGCACAAAUGUCAGUAAAUCUGACUCAAAGAGUGAGCUGAGCAUUUUGGAUCCACAAGAAAAAGUUAAGAAUUUUUUUCCAAAUCCAGAUAUAUUUGAUUUUAUUUCGAAGAGUAUAAGACAAGCUUUUGGUAUGGAUUUAUUAGGGAUUGAUGUUAUAAUAUGCAAUGAGACUGGGAAAUAUGGUAUUAUUGAUGUUAAUGCUUUUCCAGGAUAUGAUGGUUUCCAAAACUUUAACAAAUGCCUUAUAGAAUGUAUAUUACAAAAACUUAAUUAAUUAUUCUUUAUACAUUUCAUAUCCAACUGCCAAAUAUUAAUUAUUGUUGCUCAGGGUUUGUUCUUAUUAAGUUUUAACCAUGUUUAUAUUUUUAAUUGUUUAUUAUUAUAUUAUUAAAUCUUUGUGAGUAUAA